Molecule: messenger RNA, 1922 nt
Organism: Diospyros lotus (date-plum)
Lineage: Eukaryota; Viridiplantae; Streptophyta; Magnoliopsida; Ericales; Ebenaceae
Product: ACT domain-containing protein ACR8
Exons: 7
Coding region: 205-1530 (441 amino acids)
Source: RefSeq, a predicted model, not a curated record
AGAGAGAGAGAGAGAGAGAGAGAGAGAGAGUAUUGGUGAUGGCGAUUCGGUCGAUGACGAGCUGCUUUUGAGCGGGCUAAAGCGUGACUGGCAUUGGCCUUGUUCUGUUCAGAGACUCGGAGCGUGCUUUGUUGAAGCUUGAUCUGGUUCGUUUUCGAAGAAAUCGAAGGGAAAGUAGCAGAGGAAGGAGGAGAAGAAAUACAGAUGGAGUGGCCUGCGUAUUUAGAUGAAUAUGAAAAACUUCUUUUGAGGAUGACCACUCCCAGAGUAAUGAUCGACAAUGCCGGUUGUGCCGACACAACUCGCGUCAUGAUUGAUAGUGCGAGGAAGCAUGGGUUUCUUCUAGAGGCGGUUCAAGUGCUCACAGAUCUGAACCUUUCGAUCAAAAAGGCCUACAUAUCUUCUGAUGGAAGAUGGUUCAUGGAUGUUUUUCACGUGACUGAUCUAAAUGGAAACAAAUUAACCGAUAAGAGCGUCAUUAAUUACAUAGAGCAGUCGCUUGGUACAAUUCAUUUCACAAGAUCCAAAAGCUCCGAUGGCUUGACUUUGCUGGAACUAACCGGAACAGACCGGCUUGGCCUCCUCUCCGAGGUGUUUGCAGUGCUUGCCGAUCUGCAAUGCGACGUGGUGGAAGCUAAGAUGUGGACACACAAUGGCCGAUUUGCUUCCCUCAUCUACGUUAGAGACUGUGAUUCCGGUUGCCCCAUUGAAGAUACCCAGAAGAUCGAUAAAAUUGAAGGGCGGUUGAGAAAUGUUCUCAAAGGGGUUAAUGACAUCCGGAGCGCCAAGACAUCCGUAUCAAUGGUGGUCAUGCAUUCUGAGAGGAGGCUUCACCAGAUGAUGUUUGCAGAUCGUGACUACGAGCGCAAGCCAAUUUUGAGGACUAGUGGGGAUUUCCCUGCAGUCACCGUUGAUCAGAAUUGCUUGGAGAAGGGCUACUCUGUUGUGAACAUUCAGUGCAAGGACAGAGUGAAGCUUCUGUUUGAUGUUGUAUGCACACUGACUGAUAUGGAAUAUGUUGUCUUCCAUGCCACUAUCAACACGGCAGGGGACAGAGCAUAUAUGGAGUUCUUCGUUCGGCACACAGAUGGUACUCCGGUCAGCUCGGAAGCUGAAAAGCAAAGGGUGAUUUUGUGCCUGCAAACUGCCAUUCAAAGGAGGGCAUCUGAGGGAGUGAGGUUGGAGUUAUGUCCAGGAAAUAGGAGCGGGCUCUUGGCGGAUGUAACACGAACUUUCCGGGAAAAUGGGCUGAAUGUGACAAGGGCAGAGAUUUCCACCCGAGGGGAAAAGGCGCUAAAUGUUUUCUAUGUAACGGAUGCAAGAGGAAACCGUGCAGAUCCGAAAAUCAUCGAAUCAGUUCGAGAGAGAAUUGGAAUGAGUAACUUGAAAGUGAAGGAAUUGCCAUUGAUAUGUCAUCAAAAGGCGGAAAGAGACGAACCCACAGCCGGGAUGGGUGGGGCCAUGCUAUCACUUGGGAGCCUAGUGAGGAAGAAUCUAUACAAUUUGGGACUGAUCAAAUCAUAUUCCUGAACCAAAACCCCUCCACAGGGCAAAUUGGGGGGCCAUUUUUCCGGCCUUUCGAGCAUAUACUUUGCUUGUUAGAAUUGAGCAUAUGUAAAUAAUUAAUUAGAGUUGGGAUUUGGUGAGGGUAGUUGCUAUAGUUGGAUUGGGUUUGUUUGAAUUUGAAUUAGGAGAAGAGAGAGAGAGGGAGGGAGGGAGGGGAGGGAGAGGGAGAAGCGUAAAAGAUGUUGGUGGGUUGUGGUUAGGGUGGUUGGUUGUUGCUGGCUGACAGAAUGAAGAGUUAGAUAGAGUGGAAAGGAUUAAAAAAAUUGGUUGUUACACAUACGUUUGUACAUAACGACAUUUGUCUUUAUUUUUCUCUAAAGGUGUUAUAAUUAGUUAUCUUUGACUUGAAUUUUUUU